CUUCCAUUCUUCUUUCUGAGAGAAAGCACAGAAAUCUGGUUUCGUCCAUCUCUCUCCCUUUUCCAAAAAAUAUUGGGAUUAGACUUCUCACUAGCAUCUAUCUCCUCCUUUUUUAUUCCUUAUUUAGUUAACAGGGAUUUCUCUAGCUGUUUUAUCACAUCUCCAUAUAAACUUUCAAGAUUGUAGAGACAAAAAUAGUUUGAAGGCAUGAACCGAGUUUGUUCGCCAUAUUUUGAUCCUGAUUUUGAUAGCCUAGCUGAGAGGAUAAAUGGCCCAAAAUGCCGAAUUACUAUUGACAAUGAGAGCCUAGGGAAUUGUACAAUAGUGAAGAUUGAUAGUGUAAAUAAGCAAGGUCUUCUACUGGAAGUGGUGCAAGUGCUAACAGAUAUGAAUUUAAUUAUAUUGAAAGGCUAUAUAUCUUCAGAUGCUGGAUGGUUCAUGGAUGUCUUUCAUGUUAAAGAUGAGCUAGGUAACAAAGUUACCGAUCAGAGAGUUAUCAACUAUAUUCAGCAGGCUAUUGGUGCAAAUAGGGAGGGAAUACACAAAUCAAAGUCAGAAAGUAGAAAUUUUUUGAAAUGUGAAUCUCCUCCUGAGCCUAGAGCUAUUGAAAUGACUGGAAGAGACAGACCAGGGUUAUUUUCAGAGAUAUCAGCUGCCCUAGCUGAUCUCCAUUGUAACGUUGUGGAAGCACAUGCAUGGAGCCAUAAUGCACGUUUAGCAUGCGUCGUUUACAUUUCAGAAGAAUCUACGGACACCCCUAUCGACCACGAUCGCUUGCUAGCAAUCGAGGAUCACCUAACAACUGUGCUCCGAGCAACAACUGCUCGGAGCACCAACGAAGAAAGUGGAAAUCAACAAGAAGUGAAGACUGCUUAUGGCCUUAAUCCUGAAGGAGAAGGCACGGUGACCGAUGUUGAACGUAGAUUACAUCAACUUAUGCUUUCUGUUCGCGACUUUGAAAGCCCUAAUUCAAAGCCUAUAAAUUCUCCAAGAAUGGGGUCUCCAAGAUGUGAGAUUAAUGAUAAGGAAGAGAAAAUGUUGAGUGUUUGCAUUGAGAAUUGUGAUGAGAAAGGAUAUUCAAUAGUUUCUAUUCAGUGCAAGGACCGUAGGAGGCUCAUGUUUGAUACUGUUUGCACUCUUACGGAUAUGCAAUAUGUCAUUUUCCAUGCUUCCGUUGAUUCACGUGGAGGUUGUGCAUUUCAGGUACUUCGUCUUCUUCUUUUGCUUAUAAUAAUGAAUAGCGAAAAUAUACAAUAUAUAUANGAAGCUGCUAUAGAAAGAAGGGCUUGCGAGGGAAUUCGAUUAGAAUUAUGUGCCAACAAUAGAGUAGGAUUGCUCUCUGAUAUUACUCGGGUUCUUAGAGAGAAUGGCCUAGCUGUUGUUAGAGCAGAUGUAGCAACAGAGGGAGGGAAGGCAAGACAUACAUUCUACAUAAGAGAUAUUUCUGGUAAUGAUAUUGACAUGAAAUUUGUCAAGUCCAUGAAGACCGAAAUGGGCGAAAUUGAUGUUGCUGUGAAUAACGAGACAACGACGACAACAACAGCCACAGGCUCCAUGACACGUGUUAGUUCUUUUCGAUCUUUUGGGGAUUUAAUGAAAUCUCAGUUUGAAAAGCUCUCCCACAACUUUGUUGCGAUCUAGAUGGUGUCACACUCUAGCCGGUUUAGCAAUUAAAUUAUGUAAAUUCCUAGCAGCAUUUUGUUAUUUGAUAGGUCAUAGGUAGACAUUGUACAUAUGUAACCUGUAAAUUUGUCAGUUGAAUCUAUUAUUGCCCAUUUCAA
Molecule: messenger RNA, 1781 nt
Organism: Nicotiana tabacum (common tobacco)
Lineage: Eukaryota; Viridiplantae; Streptophyta; Magnoliopsida; Solanales; Solanaceae
Source: RefSeq, a predicted model, not a curated record